Neoarthrinium moseri is the source of this 1299-nucleotide messenger RNA. RefSeq lists its product as uncharacterized. Bases 1 to 1299 code for a protein of 432 amino acids. The record is from RefSeq and is a predicted model, not a curated record. The transcript has a single exon. NCBI's taxonomy places the organism in Eukaryota, Fungi, Ascomycota, Sordariomycetes, Amphisphaeriales, Apiosporaceae. Gene Ontology annotation, molecular function: RNA polymerase II transcription regulatory region sequence-specific DNA binding; DNA-binding transcription factor activity, RNA polymerase II-specific; zinc ion binding. Gene Ontology annotation, cellular component: nucleus. Gene Ontology annotation, biological process: negative regulation of transcription by RNA polymerase II.
AUGGAGAAACGGUGCAUCUGUGGCAAGCAGACCCUGAAGAAUCAGCCCUGCUGGUUCGAGGAGCCGCGUUGUGGUACGAUCUGCGGCAAGAAGCUGAAAUGCGGUACGCACCUGUGUACAAAGCCUUGUCACAAACCCGGCGAGUGCGAAGAUGCAGGCAUCCGGGGCUCUCAUUGCUCUCAGCCGUGCUUGAAAGUGCGAAAGUCCUGCGACCAUGUCGACACGGAUGUCUGCCAUGCGCCGUUCCCCUGCAACGAGGAUAAGCCUUGCCAAGCUAAGACCUUUAUCACCUGCGAAUGUCAACAUCGCAAACAGGAAGUCAGAUGCAUGGCGUCGAAGACGAACUCAUGGCCGGAGCGCCAACCGCUGAAGUGCGAUGACGAAUGCCUUCGGCUGCAGAGGAACGCACGACUCGCUGCGGCUCUGAAUAUCGACCCUACCACUCACACAGAUGACCACGUGCCUUACUCGGAGACUACCCUGAAGUUCUUCAGAGACCACCCAAAGUGGGCACAGACUUACGAACGCGAGUUCCGAGUCUUCUCAACCGAACCUUCAGAGAAGCGGUUACGCUUCAAGCCCAUGAAGCCGCACCAGCGCGCCUUCCUACACUCCCUGGCCGAGGACUUCGGACUCGACAGCGAAUCACAGGAUCCUGAGCCUCACCGACAUGUCUCCAUCUUCAAAACACCCCGGUUCGUCUCUGCACCACUCAAGACACUGGGCCAAUGUGUCAAAAUCCGGACGGACGCGGCGCAGGCCUCUCAGUCGCAGACAACCAACAUCAUCGUGCCGACGGAGCCGUUCAACGCCCUGGUCCUCUCCGCUCCCCGCUUCGGACUCACAAUCGAAGAGCUCGAGUCCUCACUGAAGCUGGACUUCGCCACCCAGCCGUCCAUCUCCUUCACGACCAGCUUCCUCCCGUCCGACGAGAUCGUUCUCAAGGGGUCCGGCGCCUGGACGCCACAGGCGCUCGAAGCCUCCGUCACGGCGCUCAAGCCCGCCGUCGCACAGACCGUGGCGCGGCAGGGCUUCGCCAAGGCCGUGUCCCUCUGCCACGUCGACUCGUCACUCAACGUGCUCCGGCGCGAGGCCGAUGCCAGUAAGAACGAAGGCGGCUGGAGCUCCGUGGUGGGCCGGUCCGCCGCGCGUCCCGCUGUCCGCCCCGCUGCGUCCGCGGAGAAUGCGUCGGUGCGUAACAAGUUCGUCCUGCUGAAGAAGGAGAGCAAGAAGAAGGUGGAGCAGCAGCCGGUCGAGGAGGACUGGGAGGCUGCUGCCGAUAAGCUUGACGAGGAGUAA